AAUUGAUUACUGAUAUAGUGCUGAGGGAUAUAUGCCCUAAAUUUACUCUUGUAGUCUUGCAUAUGAUGUGUUAAAGUACAAAAUAGUGGCUUUUAGUAGUUUACAAAUCACGAUUAAUCAUGUAACACCGUAAAUUUUAAACUACAAAAGGCAUGAAUUUAUUUUUCUAGCUGCCACAAAGUCAUUUUCAAAUCUUGUCUCUUUUUGUCUGAAACCAAAUUCUAAAGCCAUCAAGUGAGGUUUGGGGGUAGUGUCAACACAUUUAGGCACUGGAUGGUGGAUUUUGCCAUUGAUCACAUCAAUGCCGAUCCGCCAUACAUGAACUAUGAAUAUCUCUGAGGAGGGGAGACAGGACUUCAAUGGCAGUGGCUCCCACCAAGAGAACAUUGUCUUCUCUGCAUUUUACGUACUGAUUUUCAUCAUUGCUGUGCCUGGAAAUGCUUUGGCGCUGUGGGCCUUCUUUCACAGGAACAGCACGUCUCCAUCGACAGUCUUCCUGAGGCACCUUUCUGUGGCAGACAUUUCUUAUAUCCUCAUUUUACCCAUGCGUAUAGUUUACCACCUGUCUGACAGCCACUGGCCCUUUGGACAUGUCCUCUGUCAACUGUCAGGCUUCCUAUUUUACCUAAACAUGUACUGCAGCCUCUACUUAAUGAGUCUGAUCAGCCUGGACAGGUUUAUUGCUGUGGUUUUACCAAUAAAAUCAAAGUCAAUUAGGAGGGCUAAAUACGCAAAGGUAGCUGUUGGCAUUCUUUGGGUGACAGUUAUUGUGUCUAUGAGCCCUAUACUUUUUUCUAAAAAGAACGACACCAACAACUCAACUGGAAUCUGCAAUACGCUGUACUUAGAAAAGACAACUCCCAAGGCUUUGGUAUCCACUAUUGUGGCAUUUGCUAUUCCCCUCAUGACCAUUGUGAUUGCCUACAUACUGAUUCUUUUAAAACUAAGGACGAUCAAACAACAAGAGGAACGACCAGUGAAAGACAAAGCCAUAAAAAUGAUCAUCCUCAUUGUGAUGAACUUCCUUUUUGCAUUUGUGCCCUACCAUGUGAGCCGCAUGAUCUAUAUUGAAAUUCACAGCCAUGGCAACGUUACUGCAACAAGCCAUGAGGCACUGAAAAGAGCCAAUCAGAUCACAUCUGCACUUACCUGUGUCAGUGGUGUACUGGAUCCUGUCAUGUAUUUCUUCCUGAACCAUGCAUUCAAGAACAAAGUGCUCCAGCUGUUCUGUAAAAAUAGGAGAAGUCACCAGCAAGUAUCAAGUGAACCAUAAAUAUUUUCAAACUAAUUGGCCUCUUUUGGAAACAAGUUUUAGUUCAGACAUGGUGGCAUUCAAGCAUGGGUUCACACAUUAAUGUGAUCUUUACAAUGUAGGCUGUAGAAAGUUGUUUGGAGAGCCUUAGUAAUUCCUCUGUCAAUUUAUCAGUCUAUUGUCAAUUAUUUUCUAUUUAUUUUAUUUUGUUUUUGUCUGUAAGUGAAUGUGAGAUUUCUUAUGUUGCUGAACUUCUGCAUAAUAAUAUUUAAGACUA
Molecule: messenger RNA, 1529 nt
Organism: Toxotes jaculatrix (banded archerfish)
Lineage: Eukaryota; Metazoa; Chordata; Actinopteri; Toxotidae
Product: uracil nucleotide/cysteinyl leukotriene receptor
Exons: 2
Coding region: 326-1273 (315 amino acids)
Biological process (GO): G protein-coupled receptor signaling pathway
Cellular component (GO): plasma membrane
Molecular function (GO): G protein-coupled receptor activity
Source: RefSeq, a predicted model, not a curated record